UGAAAUAGUUACGUGGGUUGUCGUUAUUUAGUGUUUAUCACUUGGUACGGUGGUCGACGAUAAUGUUUUGCUGCCGAUAAGUUCACGAUUGUGGGUUUACUAUUCGUAUUCGUGUUAAUAUAUUUUAUCGGCAAUCGUGAAGAUCGUUUUGGAUUCCGAAAUUUCGCACCUUCGGUUCGGGCAGACAAUAAUAUUAUGACGAUUAACAUGGAAAAUUCAGUAUCACGAUACACAUUGAUAGCCGUGCUUUUUCAGCAUUUAAUCAUUGUACUGUUGUUCUCGUUGGUACCAGCGAUCGCCAUGAACAAUACUACGACCGCGCCAACAGCUGGUAUCUUGCAUGAAAACAUUAGCUUGUCCACUGUAGAUAUAAUUAAGGAAAACGGGUACGCCGUCGAAGUCCACAAUGUUAUUACCGAGGACGGUUACAUUCUAGAGCUCCACCGAAUGCCCAAAAACAAGAGUGGCAAGGGGCCCACCAGAAACCAUCCAGUAUUCUUGCACCACGCCUUUCUCUCGACUUCUGCCGAAUGGGUUAUCAGUGGAUUCGAAAACAAAUCUUUGUGUAUGCAAUUAGUUGACGAUGGAUACGACGUGUGGUUAGCAAACAGCCGCGGUAACACGUACAGUAGAAAGCACGUGUCGAUGACGUACAAACAAAAAGCUUUUUGGAAUUUUAGCUUACAUGAGAUCGGAAAGUACGAUUUGCCAGCCUCAAUCGACUAUAUUUUGAUAAAGACAAAUGCCUCGCAACUUCAUUACAUAGGUUAUUCUAUGGGAACUACUGUAUUUUUCAUUAUGGCUUCGGAAAAACCGGAAUAUCAGCCAAAGAUCCGAUCACAAAUAAGUUUAGCACCAGUAGCUUAUCUCUCUAAGAUUAAAUCGCCCAUAAAAUAUCUUGCUCCUUACGCAAAAACGAUAAACAUAAAAUUUGCCCAACUCUGGAAUGGAAUGUUAUUGCCGCAUUCCAGAUUAAGAACAUUUUUCGCAUCAACGGUGUGCGGAAAUAAAAUAACACAGAAAUUUAUAUGCCAAAGAAGCAUGAUAUUUUUCGUGUCUGGCAGCGAUCCCCGUUACUUUAACACUAAAAUAAUUCCACUCAUCAUGGGACAUUUUCCGUCAGGAACGUCGUCCAUGGUGGUCGAACACUUCGCACAGCUCAAAUUGAAAGACAGCUUCAGUCAAUACGAUUACGGUGCCGCCGAGAACCUGCAGCGUUACAAUGUCACCGAGGCUCCUUCGUACAACUUGAAAUCCAUCCAUGUGCCCAUCACGUUGAUAUACGGGAAAAACGAUCUAGUAGCCGACGUGGAGGAUGUGAUGAGACUGAAAGACCAACUUCCCCAGCUGAUGGACGUCUUCUCGGUAGACAACCCAUACUGCAACCACGUAGAUUUCCUUUUCAGCGUGAAGGUUAACGAGCACGUGAACGAUCCUGUCAAGGGAAUACUGCGGAAAACCGACGCCAUGGGCUGGCGGUACUCGGGCCCGAGUCCUUCUGCCGGCGGAUCGCAAGUCACCGGCGAUUGCGAUUGCGCACCGACCAACGGCACGACGGUGAAUCCGAUCUCUGCGAGCGACUCGAACCUAGUACCGGAUCUGGAUUACUUCGCGGAGAAUUUGGACGCAAUAAUAGCGAGUGCCAUGCCCCGGACCGUCGGCCACGACGACGAGGUGGACUUCGUACGGGAACGGGAGCUGCAGAAGUUCGUGUUCGGAAAACUGAUCGAAUUCGUAAAUUCGGCCGCGAACAAUCGACGCAGGAACGGUUCGAAUGAUGAGUCUUCUGGGCGGACUAACAUUCAAAAACUGACGGAAAAGUCGGCUCACGUGCAUGGAAGUAAAGUAAACGACCAGACAUGACCGGUCGGCGGUAGUACAAACGACUCAAACAACACUUCAAUCAAGUUGUUGGUGAUUAUAUUAGAGUAAUUUUCCAAGGGUCUAUGCUAUAAGGAUUUUUAUUUUUUAUUUGUUCAUUUGUUUAUUUUUUUGCCAAACGGAAGUAAUAAUAUUAAGUAAUAUAAUUGUCACUAUAGUUAAACACAGGUCGAGACUCCGUUCGUAUAAAUCUACGUCGGUUCGGUUCACGUAAUAUCAUAAUGUAUACUUGAUGAGAAAACAAUAUUUUAACGUUUCGUUUGAUUUAAUGUAAGAUGCAUAUAAUACAUUUGUUUUGACCAUA
This is a messenger RNA of Sipha flava (yellow sugarcane aphid), 2185 nucleotides long. RefSeq names its product lipase 3-like. Gene Ontology annotation, biological process: lipid metabolic process. Bases 196 to 1863 code for a protein of 555 amino acids. The record is from RefSeq and is a predicted model, not a curated record. The transcript is spliced from 9 exons. Lineage: Eukaryota; Metazoa; Arthropoda; Insecta; Hemiptera; Aphididae.